AUGUUUUUGUUGUUCAUUUUAUUUUUGCCGCUAGCCAUCUAUGUGUAUCAAAAAUGGCAUUACGAUUACUGGAAAAGACGCGGUGUCUAUCAGGUAAAACCACACUUCCUAUAUGGAAACUUAAAAGAAUUUUCUAAUGGCAACUUGUGCAUCUCGGAUCAAUUGAAGAAGUUGUAUGACGAGUUUAAAAGUAAAGGGUUGAGGUAUGGAGGGUAUUACGCCUUCAUGAAACCUACGUUCAUGCCAAUCGAUGUGAAUAUUGUUAAGAAUAUUCUACAAAAGGAUUUUGGACAUUUCGUAAACCGUGGCAUUUAUUUCAAUAAAAAAAGAUCACCACUUUCGGAACAUCUCUUUACUCUGGAAGGUGAGAAAUGGAGGAUUUUAAGGGGAAAGUUGACUCCUACAUUCACUACAGGAAAGAUGAAGAUGAUGUUCCCAAUUAUGGUAGCUUAUUCUGAAAACCUAACAGUUAUUUUAAAAAAGGAUGUUAUACUCCAAGAUGCUGUGGAUAUCAAAGAAGUGGUUUCUAGAUUUACGACAGAUAUUAUUAUUUCAGCUGCAUUUGGUAUUGAAUGUAACAGUCUUAAAAAUUCUGAUUCGGAAUUCAGAAAAUUCGGCAGAAGAGUAUUUGAACCUGGAAUGUGGGAACAGUUAAAACGACAAAUGAGUAAUAGUUUUCCUAAAUGGUUUCUGGAUGCAAUACGGAUUAAUUUAUUAGAUCACGAGACUGAAGACUUUUUUAUGAACGCAGUAAAAAAGACAGUUCGCUAUAGAGAGGAAAAUGCCGUAUACAGAAACGAUUUUAUGCAGCUAUUGUUAGAACUUAGAAAUAAAGGAAAAAUAUCGGAUUAUCACAUUACCUCGGUAGGCGAAAAUGAUUGCAAUAGUCAUUUUUUAUCGCUUAAUGAGCUAGCUGCUCAAUGCUUUGCCUUCUUCAUAGGUGGUUUCGAGACAUCUGCAACUGCAAUUGCAUUUACUAUGCUAGAGCUAGCCAUGAAUUUAGAAAUUCAAGAUAAGUUGAGAAAGGAAAUAAAUACAGUAUUGGAAAAUUACGAUCACCAGAUAACUUACGACGGCAUAAUGGAAAUGACUUAUUUAGAUAAAAUUGUUCACGAAUCACUAAGAAUGCAUCCUACAGCAUCAGAAAUAGGAAGAAUAUGCAAUUCGGAGUACACCAUUCCUGGCACAGACCUUGUCAUUGAAAAGGGAGUCAGGGUAAUAAUUCCGAUUUUGGCUCUUCAUAGAAAUUCAGAUCAUUAUCCCGAUCCUGAUGUGUUUGAUCCGGAACGUUUUAAUGAAGAAAAUAAAGCAAAACGCCAUCCCUUUGCUUACAUCCCUUGGGAAGGACCAAGAAUGUGUAUUGGUAAGUAUCAUUUGCCUUCCAGAUUGGGAUUGUUACAGACUAAGGUGGGAAUAGUGGCCAUUAUAAAAAGUUUCACCGUAACGCUUAACAAAAAAACACAACUUCCCAUAAAAUAUGCUCCAAAUGCUGUCAUCACAAGUGUCGCUGGAGGUAUAUGGUUAAAUUUACAAUCACUACAGUAA
Diabrotica balteata is the source of this 1545-nucleotide messenger RNA. The record is from the annotation of a GenBank genome assembly. NCBI's taxonomy places the organism in Eukaryota, Metazoa, Arthropoda, Insecta, Coleoptera, Chrysomelidae.